Messenger RNA from Passer montanus (Eurasian tree sparrow), 1896 nucleotides. RefSeq names its product MAP3K12 binding inhibitory protein 1 (gene MBIP). The record is from RefSeq and is a predicted model, not a curated record. Gene Ontology annotation, cellular component: cytosol. Bases 42 to 1061 code for a protein of 339 amino acids. NCBI's taxonomy places the organism in Eukaryota, Metazoa, Chordata, Aves, Passeriformes, Passeridae. The transcript is spliced from 9 exons.
CAUCGCGAGGCGACGGCGCGGCCGCGGCCCGGCCCGGUGUCAUGGCGGCGGCGGUGGCGGCGCCCAGCCCGCUCCCGCCCGGCGUCCGCGUUCCGGAGGUCGACCCUGCGGCCUCCGAGGUAGCGAGCAGCGCCCUGCGCUGUCUGGCCGGGCUGGCGGGGCAGCUUAAUCUCGGAGAGGAUAUUGUGAAAGUUGUAAUCGAUUGGAGCAAGCUUCAGAGCACAUCAGCACUUCAGCCAGCCUUGCUCUUUAGUGCACUUCAGCAGCAUAUUUUAUGUUUACAGCCUCUCUUAGAAAAACUCCAGUCAUUGAUCAAAGAGGAAAAUAUAGGCCAUGUGGAACCUGGAGGUAAAACAGAAAGCCAGACAAGUUUAGAUGUUUAUGAUGGUAACAGUCAGGCUGAAGAAAACUAUGGAAGUUAUGACUUGAGAGAUGUAAAGGAUGCUCAUUUUAAUUUUGAUCCAGAAGUGGUCCAAAUAAAAGCUGGAAAAGCAGAAAUUGACAGGCGGAUAUCAGCCUUCAUCGAGAGGAAACAAGCCGAGAUCAAUGAAAAUAAUGUCAGGGAAUUUUGCAAUGUUAUUGAUUGUAAUCAAGAAAAUAGCUGUGCCAGAACAGAUGCAAUUUUCACACCCUAUCCUGGAUUUAAAAGUCAUAUAAAAGUUUCUAGGGUAGUAAAUACGUAUGGACCUCAGACUAGGUCUGAAGGAAUGCAUGGGUCCAGUCACAAAGCCAGCGUACCCGUGCAUGAUUGUGGAAACCAAGCGGUUGAGGAGAGAUUGCAAAACAUUGAAGCACACUUACGGUUACAGACAGGUGGUCCAGUACCAAGAGAUAUUUAUCAGAGAAUUAAGAAGCUUGAAGAUAAAAUCCUUGAGCUGGAAGGACUGUCUCCUGAAUACUUUCAAUCUGUAAGCUGUUCUGGCAAGAGGAGAAAGGUUCAAUCUCCCCAUCAGAGCUAUUCACUGGCUGAACUUGAUGAAAAGAUCAAUGCUAUAAAACAGGCAUUACUGAGGAAAACAAAAGAAAGCAAGUUCAAGGAGGCUGAGCAGCUUCUUCGAUAAAAGUGUUUUCAGAAUCCUCAACAUGAUUUACACAUGCCUAAACCAUAGACCUGAGCAGUGUUCAUCAGAAAUGACUAGCAAUGAAGACAAAGCAUGCAUAUAAGCUCCCUUUGGAUGAUCUUGAAAGCUUUCUUUCAGAGUAACUUGUUUAAAAGCAGCCUUAUUAAUGAAAUAGUUACUUUAAAAUGAAGACUGUUUCAGGAAUGUCAUUCUAAUAAUCCGUUCCCUUCUGUUAUAAAGGAGGACUGCAGCAUUGUUUGUAUGUGAAAUGUCUUAACCUGCACACAAAAGCUUCAUCUCACGUGUUAUUCUUGGUGACUAAGUAUUCAAAAGGACUAUCUUUUGGAUACUGGUCAUGUAAGUAGUUUGCACAGACUUGUGAAAUUCAAUUAAAUACUUCCUCACAAAUACACUGACUUUGGGAAAAAAUAAUUACCUAAAUCUUGCAGAAUGCAUGCUUACUUGUGGCGUUUUUUCUGUAUUUGUCACUGUUUUCACAGCUAUUAGAAAUGCAGCAAAUUGUAUUUGUGUGACAGGUGUUUAUGGAAACCCUGUAGGUGUAAAUAAAACAACUGUUCUUCACUUUUUCAGUGUCUUUUGGGAAUUUAAGUUUCAUAACGUGUUCACAAAUAAUGUAUUCUAACAAUCAUCCUAGAGGAGAUUUAGAGGAGCAUGCCAGCAAGGCAUCAACUUCCCUUCUGUAUGCAUGCUUACAUGACUGAAGCAUGGAUGUAAGCUUCAAAUCUGACCUUUGGCCAGACAGUGAAGUGAGAUUGUGUUGUGACUUUUUGUUUGGUUUUGUUUGUUUUUAAUAAACCAUUUUCUAUUUAUAUAA